AUGCUUGUUGGAUGUCACCUUGUCUUAUGGUCACUAGCAGCGCAAGUCCCCUUGGGCUUCUCACCUGAUGGCAAGCAGGAGUCACCGGAACUCGGAUCUCUAUCUAGGACAACUGGAUCAUAUAACUCAGCUAGCCCUCUGGACUCGGGUAGCCUCGACACGACACCUUGGCAGCUUGAUGAGCUACCUCCUGCUAAUGCAACUGGGCACUUUGUGUUUGAAACUGUAAAUUCGUUGCUCCAGCAUUGGCCAAACACGCGCUAUCGGAAUGGCCAUGCAAUUGUUCCGGGUGUCAUUCCAAAAGGCACCUUAUUGUAUCAUGGAGCUUUCAGCGACGAAAUUCCUACGGUUCCUGAGUGGACGGCCACAGAUCCGGAACACUCUGUCCUCUUCUGCCGAGGCUUGUCCGAUACAGGAUGUUGGCAUUUGACGCUUGCAGCAACACGUCCCCUCAAAGUCCUUUAUUUUGACGGGACCAGCGCAGCCAAUACCAGAGAUGGUACUCUCGACACUCAGGAUAUCAUUGCAUGGGGAGAGUUGAGACCCGACUGGUGGUUGAACGAGGUACAGCGCCUCGAAGAUUUGUGCAAAUGGGGUGCACCGUACGCUGUUGAUGGUUAUGUUCGAAUGGAAAUGGAUUUUGAAGUCAUGCUCUGUGAUUUUACGGCUGGCGUAGAAGUUGUCUCCUGGUCUAACCUUGCCAGCCUUGUCAUACCGGUUUCUAUAAUCCCAGGAAUUCCAAAUACAUACAGCAAGUCUCUAUUGAAUCGCAUGUUCGAAGUGAUGCACGCCGGGUCAUGGCACAAUCGAUACCCUGGGGAUACACGAAUUAACCUUGAUUUGGCUGGAAUCGUCUCGCUGUACGACACAACCAUCGCACCAUCACUCGUUGAUUCACGCGCCGGCCAGGAGCGGUGCGACCACCGCGUACAAGGCAUAUCUUCCGUAGAUUUGAAGGUGGUGAGGCAGAGCGUCUCUCGCGCCUUAGAGCGGCAUCAGGGCGACUUUAGUGGCAUCGACUGGAAAACUCUUUUCAGAGUCAUCGUGGAACGUUACUCAGACCGCCUUGACUUGAUGGACUACCUUCUCAAUCACACCUCGGAAAAUGACACGCCUUGGGACCAAGCAAGCAAGGUGCAUGUCCAGCUGCGCGUGAUGCUCACGCCAUACAUUUUCCACACUAGUGUUCCCCCCAGCGCAUCCUAUGACUCAGCUCAUUCCUGGGCGACACCAGUGUUCAAAGCAUGCGGGACUGUGCACACAUCGUCCAUCGCAUCAUAUAGUUCAAGCUUGAACCAUUCCGAACGCCUACUGUUGAAUGCAGUACAAGAAACUACACGCGAGAUAUGUCGCAUUAUCACAAAGAUGUGGGCUGCUGGCGUCGUUGCAGGUCUUGAUCCAUAUCUUCCCCGUGAUUCCCCUUCAGACGCCGCAGAAAUUGCCCGCCUGAUAGAUACGUGGAGGCAAGAAAUAAGUGAUUUGAUGGCUUGGCUUGAUUGGAGCGUGUGGGUUAGGUGUCAUCCAGCUUGCGGGCCUGAGGAAAUGUGCUACCUUCCCACUUGGCCCAUAAACGAGCCGAGAGGUCGGAGGCCAGACCGUCCUCCAUAUAAACAACAUGAUACUAUCAAUGCGUCCUUCCCAGACAGACUAUCUGUCAAGAACGGAUUCCUUAUGCAGCUGGCGGGUUCGCAGGAUGAUGAAUGGAGGAAGCCCCAGCCCAAGUGCAUUAGGCGAGUUGAGCCAUAUGGUUUCUAG
This is a messenger RNA of Suillus paluster, 1755 nucleotides long. RefSeq lists its product as uncharacterized. The record is from RefSeq and is a predicted model, not a curated record. The transcript is spliced from 6 exons. The coding region runs from base 1 to 1755 and encodes 584 amino acids. Lineage: Eukaryota; Fungi; Basidiomycota; Agaricomycetes; Boletales; Suillaceae.